Nerophis ophidion (straightnose pipefish) is the source of this 4903-nucleotide messenger RNA. It is a transcript of the gene ndnf, whose product is annotated as neuron-derived neurotrophic factor. Lineage: Eukaryota; Metazoa; Chordata; Actinopteri; Syngnathiformes; Syngnathidae. The record is from RefSeq and is a predicted model, not a curated record. Gene Ontology annotation, biological process: extracellular matrix organization. The coding region runs from base 484 to 2190 and encodes 568 amino acids. Gene Ontology annotation, molecular function: protein binding. The transcript is spliced from 4 exons.
ACACACAUGCGCGCGCACUGCACGGCAGAGAGAUGAUUUGCGCGUGGAUGGCAGAGAGCAUCGACUACUUGGAUGUAUCAGCUAGUAUCGGCGUGUAGAUCCUAGUACUAGCGUGUAGAAGGUAGUACUACUACUGUCUAGGAGCUAGUACUACUUAGUGUUUAGGAGCUAGUACUACUGUUUAGAAGGUAGUAGUAUUGACGUGUGGAAGUCAGUACUAGCGUGUAGAAAGUAGUUUUGUUAGUGUGUAGAAGUGAGUAUUAGCGUGUAUAAAGUGGUAAUAUUAGUGUGUAGAAGUGAGUAUUAGCGUGUACAAAGUAGUAGUAUUAGUGUGUAAAAAAGUAUUUGUGUUGAAAGCGGCGAGCGGAGCUCGAAGACCGUUUUUGACAUCGAGGACUAAAGUUGAUAUUUUUUUUUUGCCUUCCCGGGGAGGAUUUUGAGAAGGUUCUCGAAGAAGUUUGAUCACUUUUUUUUUUUGCCAGGAUGAGGCAGUAUAAAGGCUGGAGUAGGUUCCUGCUGUUGCUGCUUUUACUUGAGUGGGUUUCCGCACAGAAGUUACCAACGAGAGAUGAAGAACUUUUUCAGAUGCAAAUCAGAGACAAAUUUUUGUUCCACGAUUCUUCCGUCGUUCCUGACGGCGCCGAGAUCAACGGCUUCCUCUUCAGGGACACGCCCAAAAGGUACUACUUUGUGGUGGAAGAAGACAACACACCGCUGUCAGUGACGGUGACGCCGUGUGACGCUCCUCUGGAGUGGAAACUCACGCUGCAGGAACUUCCUGAGGACGCCAGCGGAGAAACUUCAGGUGAGCCGGAGGUGUUGGAGCAACAGAAGCAGCAGGUGACAGCAGACGAGGGGGCGGAGCUCUUCACCUACAAAGGUAACGACGUGGAGUCCUACGCGGCCGCCAGCUCGCCCGCCGGCCUCUACCAGCUGGAGCUGCUGUGCACGGAGAAGGACAGCAACUUCAAGGCCUACGCCAGCACCACGCCGGAGUCGGACCGGCCGUACCCGGAGCUGCCGUACGACCCGCGUGUGGACGUGACCUCGCUGGGCCGCACCACCGUCACCCUGGCCUGGAAGCCCACGCCCACCGGCUCCCUGAUGGCUCAGCCCGUCCAGUACUGCCUGGUCAUUAACAAGGAGCACAACUUCAAGAGCAUGUGCGCCGCCGAGGCCAAGGUGAGCGGCGCCCACGCUGACGACGCCUUCAUGUCGGCGCCCAAGCCCGGCAGGGACUUCAGCCCCUUCGACUUCGCCCACUUCGGCUUCUACCCGCCCGAGACGCGCGGCCCGGCCUCCAACAAGAUCCCGCGCUCGUACGGCGCCAAGCCCAAAGACAUCCGGAAGGUGUGCAUCGGCAACAAGAACAUCUUCACCGUCUCCCAGCUGAAACCCGACACGCAGUACUACUUUGACGUCUUCGCCCUCAACGCCGCCACCAAUGCCAGCACCGCCUACGUGGGCACCUUCGCCCGCACCAAGGAGGAGGCGCCGCAGAAGACGGUGGAGCUGAAAGACGGCAAAGUGGCCGACGUCUUCAUCGAGAGGAAAGGCAGCAAGUUCUUGCGCUUCGCCCCGGUCUCCUCGCACCAGAAGGUGGCGCUCUUCUUGCACGCCUGCCUGGACGCCGUGCAGGUGCAGGUGCGGCGCGACGGCAAGCUGCUGCUCUCCCAGAACGUUGAGGGCGUGCGGCACUUCCAGCUGCGAGGCAAGCCCAAAGCCAAGUACCUGAUCCGGCUGCGGGGGAGCCGCAAGGGCGCCUCCACCCUGAAGGUCCAGGUCAGCACCCGGCCCGACCACAAGCAGCCCUUCCCCGCGCUCCCCGACGACACCCGCAUCAAGGCCUUCGACAAGCUCCGCACCUGCACCUCCGUCACCGUGGCCUGGCUGGGAACCCGCCAGCGCAACAAGUACUGCGUCUACCGCAAGGAGGUGGCCCCGGACUACAGCGAGGAGCGGCGCCGGCGCCAGCAGAACGGCUGCGCCGGACCCGGCGGCCGCGACAAGGCGGAGAAGGUCCUCUGCAAGUUCUUCCACAGCGACAACCCGCAGAAGGCCGUCACCACAGAAAUCGUCGGCGGGCUGCAGCCCGGGAAGACCUACCUGCUGGACGUGUACGCCGUGGCGCACGGAGGCCACGCCCUCAGGUACCAGAGCAAGCUGGUGAAAACCAGGAAGUACUGCUGAACACGGGCCCGCCCACACGCACCUCCUUAUUUAACUCUUCCACUGGGACUCAGGCGAGAGAUCCUGUAUAUUUAUGACUUAUGUUUAUGUUUAUGUUUAUGUUUAUGUUUACACCGCCUUGUAAAGAUCUCUAUAACCUGUUGUUUAAAUUAUUUUAUACUCUGUAGCCGCUCACACAUCUUUUACUGUCACAUUCCAUCCUGGAACUCUACUAUUGUUACUGCCCGUGUGCGUGUGUGUGUGUGUGUGUGUGUGUGUGUGUGUGUGUGUGUGUGUGUGUGUGUCACAUGUACAGUCGUCCUGCCAGUAUUCAUGUACAUAAACAGAAGUGUAGAAGUCCUCAAUCGUCAUAUUUCCUACACUGAUCACCAACACAACACAAACUAUGUCACAACAAACUAUGUUACAACACAAACUAUGUCACAACACACACUAUCCCACAACAAACUAUGUCACAACGCAAACAAUGUCACAACAUAAACUGUCACAACACAAACUAUGUCACAACAAACUAUGUUACAACACAAACUAUGUGACAACACACACUAUCCCACAACAAACUAUGUCACAACACACACUAUCCCACAACAAACUAUGUCACAACGCAAACAAUGUCACAACAUAAACUGUCACAACACAAACUAUGUCACAACAUAAACUGUCACAACACCAACUAUGUCACAACACCAACUAUGUCACAACACAAACUGUGUCACAACACAAAGUAUGUCACAACACAAAUUAUGCCACAACAAACUAUGUUACAACACAAACUGUGUCACAACACAAAGUAUGUCACAACACAAAUUAUGCCACAACAAACUAUGUCAUAACACCAACUAUGUCACAACACAAACUGUCACAACACAAACCAAGUUACAACACAAACUGUGUCACAACACAAACUAUGUCACAACAAGAACUAUGUUACAAUACAAACUGUCACAACACAAACUAUGUUACAACAAACUAUGUCACAACACAAACUAUGUCACAACACAAACUACUUCACAACACAAACUAUGUCACAACACAAACUAUGCCACAACAAUGUCACAACCUAAACUGUCACAACACCAACUAUGUCACAACACAAACUGUCCCAACACAAACUGUGUCACAACACAAACUAUGCCACAACAAUGUCACAACCUAAACUGUCACAACACCAACUAUGUCACAACACAAACUGUCCCAACACAAACUAUGUCACAACACAAACUAUGCCACAACAAACUAUGUCAUAACACCAACUAUGUCACAACACAAACUACGUUACAACACAAACUGUGUCACAACAUAAUCUAUGUGACAACAAGAACUAUGUCCUAAUACAAACUGUCACAACACAAACUAUGUUACAACAAACCAUGUCACAACACAAACUAUGUCACAACAAGAACUAUGUGACAACAAGAACUAUGUCCUAAUACAAACUGUCACAACACAAACUAUGUUACAACAAACUAUGUCGCAACACAAACUAUGUCACAACAAGAACUAUGUCACAAUACAAACUGUCACAACACAAACUAUGUUACAACAAACUAUGUCACAACACAAACUUUGUCACAACACAAACUACUUCACAACACAAACUAUGUCACAACACAAACUAUGCCACAACAAUGUCACAACCUAAACUGUCACAACACCAACUAUGUCACAACACAAACUGUCACAACACAAACUACGUUACAACACAAAGUGUGUCACAACACAAACUAUGUCACAACACAAACUAUGCCACAACAAACUAUGUCAUAACACCAACUAUGUCACAACACAAACUGUCACAACACAAACUACGUUACAACACAAACUGUGUCACAACACAAUCUAUGUGACAAAAAGAACUAUGUCCUAAUACAAAGUGUCACAAGACAAACUAUGUCACAACACAAACUGUCACAACACAAACUAUGUCACGACACAAACUAUGUCCCAACAAUGUCACAAAAAACUACUUCACAACACAAACUAUGUCACAUCACAAACUGUCCCAACACAAACUACGUCACAACACAAACUGUCACAACACCAACUAUGUCACAACACAAGCUAUGUCACAACACAAACUAUGUCACAACACAAACUAUUUUACAUUACAAACUAUGUCCCAACACAAACUAUGUCACAACACAAACUAUGUCCCAACACAAGCUAUGUCACAACACAAACUAUGUCACAACACAAACUAUGUCACAACACAAGCUAUGUCACAACACAAACUAUGUCACAACACAAGCUAUGUCACAACACAAACUAUGUCCCAACACAAGCUUUGUCACAACACAAACUAUGUCACAACACAAACUAUGUCCCAACACAAGCUUUGUCACAACACAAACUAUUUUACAUUACAAACUAUGUCCCAACACAAACUAUGUAACGACACACACUACUUCACAACACAAAUUAUGUCACGACACAACUAUGUCCCAACAAUAACAUAAAAAACUACUUCACAACACAAACUAUGUCACAACACAUUCCAGCCUGUAACUCUACUUCUGUUGCUGUGUGUGUGUGUGUGUGUGUGUGUGUGUGUGUGUGAGAGAUGUAGAGUGGUACAGUACAGUACAGUACAGUAUUGAUGUACAUAGAGAGAAGUCUAGAUGUUUCCUCCAGUGAUCAGCAUCACAACACAACUGGCAUCAGGUCCUCGACAAUAUUCAUUUGUGUUGAUAAAAAAAUAAAAAUGUAUCAUCUU